Ictalurus furcatus (blue catfish) is the source of this 2757-nucleotide messenger RNA. It is a transcript of the gene ppp2r2ca, whose product is annotated as protein phosphatase 2, regulatory subunit B, gamma a. Gene Ontology annotation, cellular component: protein phosphatase type 2A complex; cytosol. The transcript is spliced from 9 exons. Gene Ontology annotation, biological process: peptidyl-serine dephosphorylation. The record is from RefSeq and is a predicted model, not a curated record. The coding region runs from base 453 to 1796 and encodes 447 amino acids. Gene Ontology annotation, molecular function: protein binding; protein phosphatase regulator activity. NCBI's taxonomy places the organism in Eukaryota, Metazoa, Chordata, Actinopteri, Siluriformes, Ictaluridae.
CUGCUCUCCUUCAUUCAUCCUUUUCUCCUACAUUCAUCCUGCUUUCCGGUUUUCCUCGUGAAGGAUCGCCACACCCACUGAGAAAAGCGACUACAGCAAAUCAGGAACACACAUAUAUACGGACACUUCACUGGCGUGCACUACUAUGUUUCUUGGAUUGUUGUUGCCAAACAGUGCUGCAUUUGUUGGUAGUGUGUAUGUUGAGUGUGUGUGUAUGAUAGUUGGACUCUGAAUCCUCAUACACACUUAAGGAGCGAGGCAUAUCAAUUCUUGCUGCUUGAGGCUUUGCUGAGCCAUUUCUGCCUGAAGAAGGCUUUUCAUAUCCCAGGAUGCUGUGCAGCAGGCCACUCCAUUAGGCCGCAGCAGAAUGGGUAGAGCCUCAAAGCGCCAGGACACUGCUGAUUGGACAGCUCUUCACUGGACGGGCACAGACGCACAAACAGCCGCUGCCCAUGGGUGAGGACGAGAGUCCCAAGAUCAACCACAGCUUCCUCCGAGACUACGUCACUGAGGCUGAUGUCAUUUCCACUGUGGAGUUCAAUCACACAGGGGAUCUGCUGGCCACUGGAGACAAAGGGGGACGAGUGGUCAUCUUCCAGAGAGAGACUGAGAGUAAAGGAGAUAAGGAGGAGCUGGGAGAGGCGGGUGAAUAUAAUGUCUACAGCACAUUUCAGAGCCAUGAGCCAGACUUUGAUUACCUGAAGAGUUUAGAAAUUGAGGAGAAGAUCAAUAAGAUUCGCUGGCUGCCUCAACAGAACGCCGCCCACUUCCUUCUUUCCACCAAUGAUAAGACAAUAAAGCUGUGGAAGGUGAGUCAGAGGGACAGACGUCCAGAAGGAUACAACCUGAAAGAUGAAGAAGGACGAAUGAAGGACAUUUCCACCAUCACAUCACUACGGGUCCCAGUACUGAAGCCCACUGAUUUGAUGGUAGAGGUGCGUCCUAGGCGGGUCUUUGCAAAUGGCCACACCUAUCACAUCAAUUCCAUAUCAGUGAGCAGUGAUGGGGAAAUGUACCUGUCAGCUGAUGACCUCAGAAUCAACAUGUGGCACCUAGACAUCACCGAUCGCAGCUUUAACAUUGUGGACAUUAAACCAGUGAACAUGGAGGACCUGACAGAGGUGAUUACAGCAGCCGAGUUUCACCCGCAGCACUGUCACCUGUUCAUCUACAGCAGCAGUAAAGGAACGAUCCGCCUGUGUGACAUGAGGACAUCUGCCCUGUGUGAUACACAUGCCAAGAUUUUUGAAGAGCCUGAAGAUCCAGGGAACCGCUCGUUCUUCUCUGAGAUCAUUUCCUCAGUCUCUGACGUGAAGUUCAGCCACAGUGGACGUUAUCUGCUAACACGAGACUACCUCACGGUGAAAGUGUGGGACCUAAACAUGGAGAAAGGACCAGUAGAGACAUACCAGGUUCAUGAGUACCUCCGCAGUAAGCUCUGCUCGCUCUAUGAGAAUGACUGCAUCUUUGACAAGUUCGAGUGUGUGUGGAACAGCACAGACAGUGUGAUCAUGACUGGAGCAUAUAACAGUUUUUUCCGUAUGUUUGACCGGGACUCGGGGCGGGGUGUGACACUUGAGGCGUGGCGUGAAAGCAGUAAACCUCGUGCAGUGUUACGGACACGGCGUGUGUACACCGGGGGGCGUCGUCGCCGUGGGGAUGUAGGAGUGGACAGUCUGGACUUCCGCAAAAAGAUCCUUCACAUGGCAUGGCACCCGGCUGAGAAUAUCAUUGCCAUUGCUGCCUCCAACAACCUUUACAUCUUCCAGGACAGAGUAACCCCAGAGAACCAGUGACACACACACACAACGUUCUCUCUAUCUGUGUGUAGGUAGAGACCAUGGGGUGUAUCUGACACAACUACACGCAGUGAAACCUCACAUACACUACUUUCAUUGGACAGAUGAGGAACAAUGUGCUUCUGCUGUGUGACUGUCUGUCAGCCAAAAUCACAGAGGCACAGAGAGAAACAGAGGACACAGUGCUUGUGAAAAGGGGAGGGGAAGGAGGAUAAACCUUAUGAGCAGAUGUGACAUUUUCAGUGGGCGGGGCUUGUAGACUUGUGGGCUGCAGGGGAGAGUCAGUGUUCACCAUCACACGACUGAUGUUACCUGGUUGUCAUGGUUACAGCUGUAGUCUAAAACGUCUUCCUAUCAUGUUCUUCCUAAACCAAUCCCAUCAUGCAUCUUCUUACACAUUAGCAGGUGCAGACACACAUUAUCUCACACACAAUAUCAUACACACAAGCUGAAUACACAUACACACACAAACACAAGCUAAAUAUGUACACAUACUCUCAUACACACAAGCCGAAUACACACACACACAAGUUAAAUACGUAAACACACUAUCAUACACACACACACGUCUACUUCCUGUAACAGGCAAUUGGUCAAAACCUCAUUUAACUAACACUAAUCAUUUAAUUAACCUUGUUUACUAUAAACACUACAUUAACACCACACGAACAUGAACAUAACACCAACUUUACACCAUUAAAAUUCACCAACAAUGAAUUUUGUCACCAACAAAAUUAACGCUACACUAACUUUAAUACAACACCACCACUACCGACACCAUACCUAUAUCAACACUGCACUAACACUACACAAACAUUAACACACUAACUUUAACACACCACCAACACUAUGAUAACAUUAAGACUACACCAACACAACACUAAGCUUAUUGAAUCUAACAUUACACUAACACUACACCAUCACUAACCCCAACACAUCAACAACACUACACCAAAAC